ACAUGGCCUGUUAAUAGUCAGUUACCAAAGAAAUUAAAACACAGAGAUCUAAACUCCAAAUUCAACCAAAAUUCACAAAUAAAAAUUUUGUCUAAUUGUUUUUUCCUCUCUGAGAGGUCUGCUGUCUGUCUGCGUAUAUUUGCAGAGACGAAAGAGAGAGGUGUGCUUGUUCUGUGAAAACCAUUCAUUGACCGGACCCUCAGUUGUUCUGGGAGCCAACACCCUAUGUAUUUGCUUCUGCACAAGAAAUUUGGCCGUUUGCAGUGAAACACUAGCACUACUUGUUGCUCUUCAAAAUUCAGCGACCCAGUUCUGGGGGCGACCUGCCCCAAGGCAUCGACCGCACUCCAUUUCCUGUUGCUCGAAGGGUGAACUCCUUCCAUACAAUGAUGAUGGAUGAUGAUGUUGAGGGUGGGCCUUACCAAGACAGGCCAAGGACCUUCCCCAAUAUGCGUACAAAACCAUAUACACCCAUCGUUUUUCGAGUUCUCAUGGGAAUAAAUGUCCGGGUUCUUUUUAUAAUUUUGCUCUUGGGUUUAGGAGCAAUCUUUUAUAUUGGAGCGACUACUUCUCCAAUCAUUGUGUUUGUCUUUACAAUUUGUAUAAUCAGCUUCCUUUUGUCUAUAUAUCUUACUAAGUGGGUACUAGCAAAGGAUGAGGGUCCUCCUGAAAUGGUUCAGAUAUCAGAUGCAAUACGUGAUGGAGCUGAAGGCUUCUUCAGGACUCAGUAUGGGACUAUCUCGAAGAUGGCAGUGUUGCUUGCCCUUGUGAUCCUCUGCAUUUAUUUGUUCCGCAGUACAACUCCUCAACAAGAAGCUUAUGGCCUUGGAAGGUCAACAUCUGCAUAUAUCACUGUUGCUGCAUUCUUGUUGGGAGCCUUAUGUUCAGGUAUAGCAGGUUAUGUUGGGAUGUGGGUGUCAGUUCGUGCAAACGUUAGAGUUUCUAGUGCUGCAAGACGAUCAGCUAGAGAGGCAUUGCAGAUAGCUGUACGUGCUGGUGGUUUCUCUGCUAUGGUGGUUGUUGGUAUGGCUGUAAUUGGUAUAGCCAUCCUUUAUGCCGUUUUUUAUGUUUGGCUGGGGGUGGAUACUCCAGGGUCAAUGAAGGUUACUGAUUUGCCUCUUCUCCUUGUGGGAUAUGGGUUUGGAGCUUCCUUUGUUGCCCUGUUUGCUCAGUUGGGUGGUGGAAUAUACACAAAAGCCGCUGAUGUUGGAGCUGACCUUGUUGGGAAAGUAGAGCAGGGAAUACCUGAAGAUGAUCCUAGAAACCCUGCUGUGAUUGCGGAUCUGGUCGGGGACAAUGUGGGUGAUUGUGCUGCACGAGGUGCUGAUCUUUUUGAAAGUAUUGCUGCUGAAAUCAUCAGUGCUAUGAUACUUGGUGGAACAAUGGCUCAACGUUGCAAAAUUGAGGAUCCUUCUGGCUUCAUCUUGUUUCCUUUGGUAAUUCAUUCGUUUGACCUGGUUAUUUCUUCAAUUGGAAUACUUUCAAUUAGGAGUACUCGUGAUUCUAGUGUGAAGUCCGCUAUGGAGGAUCCAAUGGCGAUACUUCAGAAAGGAUAUUCUGUUACUAUCGUUUUGGCUGUUAUCACGUUUGGCGCGUCCACCCGUUGGAUGCUUCAUACAGAACAAGCACCUUCAGCCUGGUUUAACUUUGCAUUGUGUGGAUUGGUUGGUAUCAUAACAGCAUAUGUUUUUGUUUGGAUCACCAAGUACUAUACAGAUUACAAGCAUGAGCCUGUACGCACAUUAGCUCUUGCAAGCACCACUGGUCAUGGGACUAACAUAAUUGCUGGAGUUAGUUUGGGCUUGGAAUCAACUGCUCUUCCUGUUAUUGUCAUCAGUAUAUCUAUUGUUUCAGCUUUUUGGUUGGGUCAUACAUCAGGUCUGGUGGAUGAAGCUGGAAAGCCGACUGGUGGGCUUUUUGGUACAGCUGUGGCAACAAUGGGAAUGCUCAGCACUGCUGCCUAUGUUCUUACAAUGGAUAUGUUUGGCCCUAUAGCGGACAAUGCUGGUGGAAUCGUAGAGAUGAGUCAGCAGCCAGAAAGUGUUCGGGAGAUUACUGAUGUCCUUGAUGCGGUUGGAAACACAACAAAAGCUACCACCAAAGGUUUCGCCAUUGGAUCUGCAGCACUUGCUUCUUUCCUUCUAUUCAGUGCUUAUAUGGAUGAGGUUGCUACAUUUGCUCAUGUACCUUUUAAUCAGGUUGAUAUUGCCAUUCCUGAAGUUUUUGUUGGUGGAUUGUUGGGCUCAAUGCUUAUUUUCUUGUUCAGUGCAUGGGCCUGCUCAGCAGUUGGCCGAACUGCUCAAGAGGUUGUCAAGGAAGUAAGAAGGCAAUUUAUUGAGAGGCCAGGUAUCAUGGACUAUAAGGAGAAGCCAGAUUAUGGUCGCUGUGUAGCAAUUGUGGCAUCUGCUUCUUUGAGGGAGAUGAUAAAACCUGGUGCUUUGGCUAUUGUAUCACCUAUAGUUGUGGGUAUUCUGUUCCGGAUUUUGGGGCACUAUACAGGACAUCCUCUGCUUGGAGCUAAAGUCGUGGCUUCCAUGCUGAUGUUCGGAACAGUUUCUGGCAUUCUUAUGGCUCUUUUCCUGAAUACAGCCGGUGGUGCAUGGGAUAAUGCAAAGAAAUAUAUUGAGACUGGAGCUCUUGGAGGCAAAGGGAGUGAUUGUCAUAAAGCAGCAGUCACUGGAGAUACUGUAGGAGACCCGUUCAAAGACACAGCUGGACCUUCACUUCAUGUGCUCAUAAAAAUGUUAGCAACGAUCACAUUAGUCAUGGCUCCUGUCUUUCUCUGAAGAGCUGUUCGAUCAUAUUUAUUGCGAGUAUACAGCACCCAUUAUCCUGGAAUCUCUAGAUAUUUUUUUGCAGAUAUACAUACAGAUAGGUAUUUUGAGUGAUGUACAUCAAAAGGGGUGCCCAAUUACUAGAUAUAAUGAAUUUGCACUUUUCUGAAAAACCCAAAAUAAGAGACGUUAGUAACCUCUGCUCAAUGAAAGUCCUUUGAUAGAUACAAUUAACUUUUGAUCACUAUACUACUUUACACAUAGAGAUAAAUUACUGUUGACGCAA
Messenger RNA from Ricinus communis (castor bean), 3060 nucleotides. RefSeq names its product pyrophosphate-energized membrane proton pump 2. Bases 387 to 2786 code for a protein of 799 amino acids. The record is from RefSeq and is a predicted model, not a curated record. Gene Ontology annotation, biological process: proton transmembrane transport. The transcript has 15 exons. Gene Ontology annotation, molecular function: diphosphate hydrolysis-driven proton transmembrane transporter activity; inorganic diphosphate phosphatase activity. NCBI's taxonomy places the organism in Eukaryota, Viridiplantae, Streptophyta, Magnoliopsida, Malpighiales, Euphorbiaceae. Gene Ontology annotation, cellular component: membrane.